Messenger RNA from Rotaria sp. Silwood1, 1767 nucleotides. Lineage: Eukaryota; Metazoa; Rotifera; Eurotatoria; Philodinida; Philodinidae. The record is from the annotation of a GenBank genome assembly.
AUGGGUGCCUAUUCGAAAGCACUUGAAUUUUACGAAAAAGCACAUAAAAUCCUCGAAAAAGCUCUGCCUCCGAAUCAUCCUCAUUUGGCUGCGUCAUACAACAACAUUGGUGCAGUGUGUAAAGACAUGGGUAACUACUCGAAAGCACUUGAAUUUUACGAAAAAGCACAUCAAAUCAAAGAAAAAGCUCUGCCUCCGAAUCAUCCUGAUUUGGCUAUGUCAUACAACAACGUCGGUGCAGUGUAUACCAACCUGGGUGCCUAUUCGAAAGCACUUGAAUUUCUCAAAAAAGCACAUAAAAUCAAAGAAAAGGCUCUGCCUCCGAAUCAUCCUGAUUUGGCUAUGUCACACAACAACAUCGGUGCACUGUAUCAAGACAUGGGUGACUACUCGAAAGCACUUGAAUUUUACGAAAAAGCACAUCAAAUCAAAGAAAAAGCUCUGCCUUCGAAUCAUCCUGAUUUGGCUAUAUCAUACAACAACAUCGGUCUAGCAUAUAACAACAUGGGUGACUACUCGAAAGCAUGUGAAUUUUACGAAAAAUCGCAUAAAAUCAAAGAAAAAGCUCUGCCUUCGAAUCAUUCUUCAUUGGCUACUUCAUACAACAACAUCGGUCUAGCAUAUUACAACACGGGUGACUACGCGAAAGCACUGGAAUUUUACGAAAAAUCGCAUAAAAUCUUCAAAAAAGCUCUGCCUCCGAAUCAUCCUCAUUUGGCUACUUCAUACAGCAACAUCAGUGAAGUGUAUAGAAAGAUGGGUGACUACUCGAAAGCAUGUGAAUUUUUCGCAAAAGCACUAAAAAUCAGAGAAAAAGCUCUGCCUCCGAAUCAUCCUUCAUUGGCUACUUCAUACAACAACAUCGGUGCAGUGUAUAACAACCUGGGUGCCUAUUCGAAAGCACUUGAAUUUUACGAAAAAGCACAUCAAGUCUUCGAAAAAGCUCUGCCUCCGAAUCAUCCUCAUUUGGCUGCGUCAUACAACAACAUUGGUGCAGUGUGUAAUGACAUGGGUGACUACUCGAAAGCACUUGAAUUUUACGAAAAAGCACAUCAAAUCAAAGAAAAAGCUCUGCCUCCGAAUCAUCCUGAUUUGGCUUUGUCAUACAACAACAUCAGCUCGGUAUAUUAUGACAUGGGUGACUACUCAAAAGCACUUGCAGCUUUAAAAAGAUCACAUAAAAUCUUCCAGGUAACAUUUCCUCCGAACCAUGUAAAUUUGGCAUUGCCAUAUAACUGGUAUGGAAAGAUUUAUCGCAGUAUGAAGGAUUACUCAAAGUCACUUGAGAACUUCGAAAGGUGCCUUUCAAUAGAUCUAAAGGCAUUGCCCGAAGGACAUCCAGAGCAGGCUAUUGAUUACAGUAAUAUAGGUGAUGUUCAUCGAUUAAUGGGUAAUUAUGAAAAAGCACUUACAUUUCAUCGAAAGGCAUUAAGUAUUCAAGAAAAUGUUAAAUGUAACCCUCUGGAAUGUGCAACAACGUAUGUAAAUUUAGGUGAAACUUAUCGAGAAAUGAAAGAUUAUUCAACAACUUUUACAUAUUAUCAGAAAGGAUUAGAAAUACGUGAAAAAAAAUUACCAAAAGAUCAUCCUGAUUUAGCUGUUGUAUAUCACAAUAUGGCGAAAUUAUAUCUUGCUACCCGACAAUAUAGCAUGGCAAUGAAAAAUAUUCAACAAGCAAUAGAAAUUGCUCAACAAAAAUUGCCUUCAACUCAUCCUCGUCUUUUGGAAUAUAAAGAAACAUUUGAAAAAAUUCGAAAGGAAAUGUAA